AUGGCACAGAAUCUUUUUAAUCAAGUUAAGAAAAUUGUUGGACAUAUAGGAUGCUCACAUCAACAGCAAAUUUUAUCUAAGAAAUUGAUCUCUUACAGUGAUACUCGAUUCAAUAGUGGCUUAAUAAUGAAUAAUUUUCGUGAACUUUUCGUUGAAAUACCAUUGGCGUUGAUCGAUAGCAAUCUCAUUACCAAUUACAACUUGGUUGACAAAGACCUUCUCGACAGCAUUUGCACGUUUCUUAAUCCCUUCGAGGAAAUGAUUGAAAGUUUGAGUGAGGAUCGGCGUCCUACUCUUCAUCGAGUGAUCCCACUUCGACAAUAUGUGAUAAAUACAUGUAAAAUGAAGGAAAAUGAUUGCAGUGGCAUAGCGCAAUUGAAAGUAUUUUUCGGUAAGAAAAAGAAUCACCAAACUUAUCAAUGGAAAGCGUACAAGUUUUCUUUCGUGCAUUUUAUGUUAUUAUAUAUUUCCAUUUAUCAAAUUUUAGCACGUCAUUUGAACAACUCUUGGCCAAUUACAGACGAACAUCGAUUAGCAGUCAUAUUGUGUCCAAAGUUGAAGAAUUUUGAAUGCUCGCCAAAAGAGCAGGAGAAGUCAAUCAAUGUUUUGAAACAAGAAUUUGCAAAUCAGUCAAUUAUUUAUUCUGGUACAAAAUUAUCAAACAUAUCUGAUAUCGAUGUUAAAUCUUCUUCGACAUCAUUGAAACGGAAAAACCUGUCAGCACAAUGUUUUGAUGCAAAAGUUCACUCAGUUAAUAGACGAAAUCAACUUCAAGAAGUCGAUGAUAUGGAUAAUUUGUUGUUCUGGAAAGAACAACAAAAAUCGUUCCCGAUUUUAUCAGAAUUAGCUCGUAAGAUUUCUGCAAUACCAGCAUCUAAUACAAUUGUUGAGCAGGUAUUUUCCUCAUCGAAAACUACUGUAACAGAAAACCAAACGCGUUUAGGAACGAGCUAA
Adineta ricciae is the source of this 954-nucleotide messenger RNA. NCBI's taxonomy places the organism in Eukaryota, Metazoa, Rotifera, Eurotatoria, Adinetida, Adinetidae. The record is from the annotation of a GenBank genome assembly.